CGCGCUCAGCGCCGCCUCCCCGCGGCUCCCCAAGAGGCUGUCCCUCCCCGGGCCGCCCGCAGGGGGCGCCGCGGCCAUGGCGCGGGAGGAACUCUCGGCUCUCGCCGCCAUCUACUGCGAGCGAGGCGCCUGCGAGGUGCUGGCGGCCUCAGAGACGCAUGGAAUCACAUUUAGCAUUCAAAUCAGUGUGAAAGAACAGCUGGAUAGAGAUGUACUUUUAAAGUUGGUGUUUCAUUUACCAGUCAGUUAUCCCUCAACUAUACCAGAUAUUUCUGUUAGCUCAGACCAGCUUACAAGGGCCCAGUGUGUGGAUGUGAAAGAUAAAUUACUUGAACAAGCAAAGAAGCAUCUUUCUGAACCUAUGGUACAUGAUCUGAUUCUUUGGAUACAGCAGCAUCUUAAAGAUGUCAUUAAGCAAUCAGCAACAGUUUGCAAAGAAAAUACUUUGUCAAAAGGAACAAGUACAGAAGAUGGUAUCUGGAUGCUCCUUUUGCAUUUAGAUCACAUGAGAGCAAAGGCAAAAUACGUCAAAACUGUGGAAAAAUGGGCUUCAGAUCUAAGGCUGACUGGAAGACUGAUGUUCAUGAGCAAGAUAAUAUUGAUUCUUCUUCAGGGUGACAGGAGCAACAUUAAGGAGUACUUGAUUCUUCAGAAAACUUCUAAGGUCGAUGUGGACUCAACCGGAAAGAAAUGCAAAGAGAAAAUGAUUAGUGUACUGUGUGAGACAAAAGUACAGUCACAGCAUAAAAGGUUUCAGACAUUUGAAGUCAAAGAAUAUUCAACGCUGGAUGAACUACAAAAAGAAUUUGAAACAGCAGGACUUACAACUCUUUUCUCUGAGUUUGUGCCUCCUCUCUUAAAAUAAAACCAAGAGAAAACACAGGACUGACUGAAGAUGUUGAUGGAAGAAAAAAGAACUAAAUUGGCAAAUAAUGCUAAAGUUCUCCUGCAAAAAAAUGCCAGAAGCAGCCAUGCUCUUGCAAGAAAGAGAAGGCCAUUCACACAUUAAGAAUUGAUAAAUUUUUGACAGUUAUGUAUUGAUAACAUUUUCCAAGGGAUGUGCAGUUAAUUAUCAUAAUUGCACGACAAGCAUGAGAGAUUGGGAAGAAAUUAUGUUAAAAUAAUGGUCUUCUAGUUUCUCAAUCUCUAUUUUUCAGUGUUUUGUUUUUUAUCUUUCAUGGUAGUGUUUUUUCAUAAUGGCUUGCUAGAAAGUGUGACUGAUUUUGCUUUGAAAGGUCAUGUGAAGAUAUUUCAAUAAAAAGCAUAGCAAAUAAGAUUUGCUAUGUUAGGACAGCAUAUACUUAGUAUCCCCUAAGUGUCCAUCUGCUAACUUUUCCUUCUCCAUUUAUCUGACUAUAAAUACUAAAAUGUUGAUUUAAAGAAGAAGUUCAUGGCUCUUGGGGCCUGAAAAAACUUAGAAGUGUGUUAUUGAAUGUUAUUUUUUACUCUAAAAUGUAUGAAAGUACCCAAAUGGAGAAUUUAAAUUGAUUAAAAAGCUGGGAAAGAGCCAAUUGUAAUGUUUUCUUUGAUAGUUUACAGAUUCCUUUUUGCACUUUAUCUAGUUUUGCUGUCUGUGCAUCUUUAGAUAUCUUGUUUCAAUUAAACUGUCAAAGCAGUAUAUAUACAGACUUCAGUCUUCUGCCACUGAAGACUUCUGUCAAGACCUCUGUCAUUUUAGAAGCUGGUAAGUUAUAACUCCCUAUUAAAGUUUUCCUAUCUUUAGCAUUUUUUCUGAUUGGUAGGUGGCCUUGGCCUGCCUAUAAGCUUUUUUUCUGUCGCUUGUCUGUGUUUUACUUAAGUAUAGGGGUAGAAAUUAUAUACAUCAUUUUUCAAAUUAAGUUGUGCAAGUUCGGUUUGCCGGGGAAGAAUUGAAUACUUUGUUUGAUUUGAUUACUUACUUGCAGCCCAGAAGGCCAACCAUAUCCUGGGCUGUAUCAAACGAAGCAUGGCCAGCGGGUCAAAGAGGAUUUUCCCACUCUGCUCUGCUGUUGUGAGCCCUCACCCUGAGUACUGCGUUCCAUUCUGGAGUCCUCAGCACAGAAAAGUCAUAGAUCUGUUAAGAGUGAAUCCAGAGGAGGCAACAGAGAUAAUCAGAGGGCUGGCACACCUCCCGAAUGAGGACAAGCUGGGAAAGUUGGGGUUGUUUAGCCUAGAAAAGAGAAGGCUCCCAGGCUACUUUAUAACAGCCUUCCGUUACUUAAAGGGAAGUUAAAUGUUAAAUCAUUACAUUUAAUUUCUAAUCAGAGAAGUCAGGUUAUUAUUUUAAAAAUAUGUGGAGAUAUUAAUUAGCGGGCAUACUCAGUUUGUUGUUGUUUAGAACAAGGCUCUUCAAAAAGGAAAAUUUUCCAAUAAGAGGUGGCAAGAGCUCUAUCUUGUUGUUCGACAAGGAACAAGAAGAAAUGAUACAGGAAAGCUGGGGAGGGGCUUGUUAUCAGGGAGUGCAGGAAUAGGAUGAGGGGUAACUGUUUAAAGCUGAAAGAGGGGAGUUUUAGAUCAGAUAUUAGGAAGGAAUUUUUUCCUGUGAGGGUGGUGAGGCACUGGCACAGGUUGCCCAGAGAAGUCGUGGUUGCCCUGUCCCUGGAGGUGUUCAAGGUCAAGUUGGAUGAGGCAUUGAGCAACCUGGUCUAGUGGAGGGUGUCCCUGCCCAUGGCAACAGCCCCAGGCAGCAGAGACCUUUAAGGUUCCUUCCAACUCAAAUCAUUCUAUGAUUUAUUUCUUAUAAUUAUUUAUGUCCUUUGAUUUCUAUUUUACCUGAUACCAUUCUCUAGCAAGACUAGGUAAGUUGUUUAGUAGUAAAAAUUUUGAAGUCAUGAGUUUCUUAGUAGCUAACAAUACAACUGGUUUUAACUUGUAGCUAAACAUGUCCUUUACUGCUUUCUAAAAGUCACUUCCAGCAGUCACAUGUUUCAUGUGUUCUGUGUUAACUGAACAUAUAUAAACUAUUGUCAAUUAAAUUCUCUCUUAUACUGAGGGCAGACUGGUACAAUUUGGUUAGUUCCUGUAGCAUGGUUUGGCAAAUCAUUGUGUAAGACAUUUUGAUUUCCACUUGCGUACUCAGACCAUGAGAUCAUGCCUCUUUCUUUGUUUUCUAGAAAAGCAACUAAAACAAAUUACUAAGAUUUUUAAGUUUUAUCAUUUGAGAUGUCAAAUGCAUAGCGGAUUGUAGACUAUUUGAGAGUUUAAGUUUUUAAAGAGUUUGGUAAUUUUCCAAAUAUGGAGUGUCUCAAAUACAUAUGUUGCAUGUUAUUUUAUAUACCAAGGCUUCUUUAAUGAGGCUGUAGCAAAAGCUCUUCUUAACGAGUCUUUCGUGUGUAGCAUAUAUAGUACUUCAGGCAUAGCAGAAAACAGACUGGGUUAAACAGGUUUUACAAAUCUGUUCUAUGUUAUUCUGGAGUGGCUUCCUGAGGGAAAGGAAAUCUAAUUUUCUACCUUUUUAAGUGUGUGUAUGUGGAGAUGAAUUUUUAAUUUUAUAAAGAAGAAUAAAGCACAAGUAUUUUUCAAAUAUCAAAAUACCAUGUAUUUUAAAUUAUAGCUUUCAGAAUCGAGCUAUUCCUAGUUAAAAUAUCUGUGUUGAAAAAUUGUGUGUCAAUGGAGUAUAAAGUCUUGAGAUGAUGCAGAGGCUCUCUGCUUAUACUGUGUGAUAGAUCUGACACAUAUCAAAACCAAAAAAGCCCUGUGCACGUGCAGCGUAAGAAAACACGAUCCCUAUCUUUCUGCAAAUCUAAGUGUUGUCAGGUCUCACCAGACAGAUUUUAUGUCCCCAACCAACUCUUUACUGUAAAAUGAUUCACUUUUCUGGAAAGAGAAUCGUAAGGUACUUAAGCACAUUCUAUAUCACAAUCUUGCUCAUUUUCUUGCUGAAUUAAGUUGUUGUAUGGAGCUGGAUGAUCUCUGCAUUUGGUAAGUUGUAAAAACCAGUUUAUACAAUGUUUUUUUAAUCAUAGUUAAGUUUCUUACUCACUAACUUACAUUGGACAAAUCAACAAGUCCAGCGUGGGAAGGGACUGUGGUUUUUUUUUUCGCUUGAUUUGAUGUGCUUCAGAAGAAUUACAAAUCUGAUCAGCUUGAUACUGUUCAAACAGCAGAGGACAUAAAAAUUGAUGUCAGUCUGAUUCUGUCAAAGGAAAUGCUUUUGCCUACCCAUCAAUCAGUCCCUUAUUUUGAAGGAUAGGAGGGUAUCUUGUGCUCAGACAAGUAAACAGUAUUUUUAAAGGUUGCUCUUUUGGAAGGAAGUUGCAGCUGUCUGUUAACUGAUAGUUUGUUUCCAUUUACUGUAAAAAGAGACGGGCAAGCCUGUGAGCCCCUGGGGCACAAAAGUCAUCAAAAUGCAUACUGUGGUGCAUAUUUUACCCUCCAAGGGAACUGAAACAGACGGAAGAACAAAACGCAGGGAAACAAAGUCAAGACUCCUGAGAAUCUUUAAAGAAUGCAUAUCAGUGUCUAAAAAGUUAGUGAAGUAUGUGUAACUAUCAGAAUAAGACAAUUCAAUUGCAAGGAAAAACAAAUCCACAAAGAAAAAAAUGGUUUAACAAGUAAAUAAGAAGGUAGCUUUCUUGUGGAUAUUGUGUUAUAAAUAGCUCUUUAAACAGCAUGGUUUGUAAAGGCUCAUUUCCUUUGGCCUUUCUGGUUUCUGAACAAUUGCAUGCAUGAAGCCUUUCGUGCAGAAGAGACGCUCAUUGUGGUGCUCUUCCAGGUGCGUUCCCGAUGCCUGAUAUUGAUUGUGCUUUCUGCAUAAUUUGUUAAAGUAUCAAUAGCAUUUUUCUUCUCUGCUACCUGUUUUCAUCAAAGUUGUAGGAACUUGUUUCUUUCAGGCUGUUAACCUCUCAUUUUAAUUGAAAUGUCUUGAAUUAAGAAGUUCUAGAAUAAUUUUGUAGUAUAAUUGUGCAUGCUUCUGCAUGGACAGCACAGUCGCUGUCAUUUGUAAUUGUAGUUUUCUUUGAAAAUCAGGCUAAAAUGAAAGCUGUUGCAAUAGGACUGACCACUUGAAAAAUAAUUUUUUAGAACAAGCUGAGAUUUGAUUGGUAUUUUUGAAUGCCUUGGCUUAUUAAGUGUGUGGGAAAACAAAAAAUGGGUAAAGAAAGAAAGAUACAUAGAUAUAGGAGCAACCCCCACACCCAAUGUCAACCCUACUUGCACAGUUGUUUUUCAAUGAAUACAUCAUAUCCAAAGCAUCCAUUCUAAUCCGGAAGAGACAUGCUCGAUCCACGGAAGGGUGUGUGAAACCACAGUUGAAUGAAUGCCUUGGAUGAGCAUCCAGUAGUCUUUAGAAGUGAUGGCACUGGCUAUGUUGGGCGGGUUUGUUGGUGAAUAGCACAGGUUCACUUUUUCUUCUCCUCUCAUGUGAUUCAUGAGUGUCGUAUGCCUGCAUUUUCUGUGGUAUGAGAAGAAGGAUGGUUUGAUCGUCUGAAGAGCUUUUCUAUCUCAUAACCCUUUGUAAACUGAAGCGAUCAAAAGAGCAAUGUGAGAUCCAGGUAAUUUUUAUCAUUUCAUAUAAUGCCAGGUCUUGCUACAUAUGUACAAUGCUACUACAAUAGAGUGGUCAUAUCGUUGGAAAGAAGGAAAUGAGAGUGCAACAGCUGAAAGCCUAGUUUUUGUACAGUUUUGUUUUUUUUAGAAUCAUUGCUGACUGGGAUUGUGACCCAGGUCUGUAGAUAAAACUGUCUCUGUCUUGGUAGAGGGAGCACGAAUAAAACUCCCUUCUUUUCUGUAUUAAUCUUUCAAGGCAUUAUUUAUUACGUUAACAUGUACUAUUUAUAUGUGAGUGUUUUUAUUAUUGUCUUUUGGAAAGAAACCUUUAUGAGCAGCAUAUACUGUGAAGUAGCCCACCAUUCAGGAGAAUAGCAUGACGUCAGUGGAAGUAAUGUGAAGUUCCAAAGGGAGGAAAUACUUUGGGAGACAACAUCAAUACUGGGAAUUCACCAACUUUUUUUACUUAUUCAGUCUCAUUAAGAUUAUAAUUUUUGCACACCUACCCAUCCACCCACCCUGCAUUUGUUAUUUGGUGUUCCAGGGAGGAUGAGACACUAAGAACUCAUAGAUGCAAAUCCUCGACAUAAUCAAUUGAAAAAAUUUGAAAGUUUUUUUGUUUGUUUUGUGAAUGAGGCUAAUUUUUGUGAGUUUGUAGUUCUAUCUCAUUUUCCUAUAAUAAGACUAUUUGUCACUUAGUUCAAUGUGAAUGACCCACAAACCCCUCCGAGAUUAGUAUGAAUUAUAUGCAGAAAUACUGUAAUGAGCCUAAAGAAACGUCAUAGUGGAAAAAUAUUUGUUUACGUUGUUUCUUUUAAAAAUAGUUUAAUAAACCACACAGAUGCAUGAUUUAAAACUGUAUGUCCCCUGAUUUGUUCAGCUUUAUCUGUGAAAAUACAAACGUAAUAAUUUUAUAGUCCAUUUGAAAUAAGAUGGUGAAAUGUUGCACACACUAUUUCUGCCAGAAACAACUGAAAUUGCUUAUAUUAUGAAAUACCACAAUUGCUGGAAUCAACUUUCAUAUAUCUUAUUGUAGCAUUAAGCAUUAUCAUCCUGUCUCUUUGUGCAUUACACAUGCAAGUCUGGCAGCACUCUGUACUGCUUUUAUAUUUUAUAUGUAAACUUUAAUUUUAUGUUAUCUUAUGCAAGAGUUACGAUUGUUUAUAGGUUUAGUUAUAGACAUAAGUGGAACUUGAAAUGUAAAUGCACCAAUAGCAUUAUGCAGUUAUUAUUCUGUGCUAUUUUCAUAUUUUCAUUGGCUUUUAUAUUGAUAUUAGUUUGUGUUUUCAAACCUCACAGUGUUAACCUGCAGUGAACUCUUCAGAAUAACAGAAAAAAUUUGCCUGAAAGAUUUGAUUUAAAGAAUUCUUGGACUCUAAAAAUGCAUCCUCUAACAUUUCAGUUAAAUAUGCAUUCAGGUGCUUUAAUUUUAUGCUAAUAAUUAAUAACUGUUACACAUUUGAUUUCCUUUGUGUUUCUUAAUGUAAUACAAGUAAUCCAUUUGUAUCCUGCAUUAGAACAUAGCUGAUCGUGGAAUUGGGGUCAAUAUUUAUAUUAGUAUUCCCCCUUGCAUGUAUUGUUAUGUGUUGUAACUUGAAUGCCAGCAGUUAUUUCAAGAUGGAACUUUAUA
Molecule: messenger RNA, 7096 nt
Organism: Cuculus canorus (common cuckoo)
Lineage: Eukaryota; Metazoa; Chordata; Aves; Cuculiformes; Cuculidae
Gene: RWDD3
Product: RWD domain containing 3
Exons: 4
Coding region: 77-865 (262 amino acids)
Biological process (GO): positive regulation of protein sumoylation; positive regulation of hypoxia-inducible factor-1alpha signaling pathway
Molecular function (GO): protein binding
Source: RefSeq, a predicted model, not a curated record